Molecule: messenger RNA, 687 nt
Organism: Aspergillus affinis
Lineage: Eukaryota; Fungi; Ascomycota; Eurotiomycetes; Eurotiales; Aspergillaceae
Product: WSC domain-containing protein
Exons: 2
Coding region: 1-687 (228 amino acids)
Cellular component (GO): plasma membrane
Source: RefSeq, a predicted model, not a curated record
AUGUCACGGAAGAUCUUCGGCCUAGGCCUGUUCUCGUUUCUGGCCUUGUCGCCUUCCCUCGUUUCGGCGUUACAAAGUGAAUGUUACAGCAACAUCGGUGAUCUGAAAAUUCACAUGGGCUCGACCUAUCAAUCAUGGGGAAUGUGUCAAUCGCACUGCGAGAAAUACGACUACAGCGUAUACGGCGUGAAAGCCAAACAAUGUUGGUGCGGCGACAAACUACCCCCUACCAGCGCAAAAGUCCCCAAGAAAGAGUGCAACGAGGCAUGUCCUGGAUAUCCAAGUGACAACUGUGGAGGUGAUGACGUCUGGACUAUCCUAUACGACUCGUCAAGCAACCCCGAACACUCCAAAGCCCAAUCCUCAUCAUCCGAACCGAAGUCCUCGACUACCGAACCCAAGGCCACUCUGAGCGUGAACCCCAACCUCGUGGCCACCGGCGCAGCCACCCAAACCAGCAUCCCCAACAGCAUCCUGACCGCGCCCACGACGGCGCCCAAGAACGCUGACGUUGCAGAACCGUCCGCGCUCGCCGCGACGCAGGCAUCUUCAUCGUCCUCGUCAGCCUCGUCUAGCGCGGACCCCGAGAGUUCGUCUAACGGCGCUGCGGUUCCCGCUAGCCCGGCUUCUGUUGGGUCGGUUGUGGGGGCGAUUCUUCUACCAUUGGUGCUAGGGUCUGCCUUUUAA